UUACAUCACUUCAGUUCAGUGGGUGGCGGUAAUACACCUGGUUGUUGGUGUCCGCCGAACCGCCGAAGAAGAAGACGACGACGAAGAAGAAACGCUCACAGUGGGCGGGAAAUACUGUCGGAAUACGAACCGAGUAAAGAGUGCUGGUUUGUGAGUGCAGCAGAAGCGCUGCAUCGGUAGCAAAUUAAUUAGUGUUAUUGCUAAUCGUUAUUGACCGGAGGAUGGUUCAAAUAAUGAUCAGAGGCAGCCCGGAUGGCAGCAGUCCCCCUGAAUGGCUGGUGGUGGAAUUACAGGGGGAGAUGGUGUCUAGACACAACUCUGGUCUGGCAGGAAAUGUGAUGGGAGAUCUACUGUAUACCAGAGAGGGGGUGCCAGUGCUGAUUGUAGGACAUCACAUUAUCUACGGGAAGCAGGUCAAACUGGAGAAACCCUUUGCUGUUCUCACCAAGCACUCGGGCCAUUCACAGGGCAGUCACAACAGUAACAACGAUGACAUAACGCAGGAAGCAAUGGAAACAGACCAACAAGGCUCUGCUUCCACAUCUUAUUCGGUGUCUGCACUCAUUAAAACAAAACUGAUUUUUAAGAUCCGCCCCAAACCUAUCAUCACUAAUGUACCCAAGAAGGUGUAGCAGGACUACAUUUCAUUGCUGGGACAGAGUCCCUGUCUGACUUGUCUUAUUCUAAGAAGUAUUUAUACUGUGAUGGUUUCUGAUCUGAAUGUUGUUGAAGGCAGUUUUUGGAAAGCAAAAUAAGAUAUCAAUGGGUUUGUCACUACCUGACUUUCUGUCCAAAUUUAAAGAAAAACAAAUGAAAAUUCUCAUUUCCUUUUAAUUAUAGGAAAGACGGUAUAGGCAGGGCGGACUGAUGGACAGGUGAAGCAUGUCUGAAGGCAAAAAUUACAUUUGUUAUACAUAAUAACUGAUGCACGGAUGCGGUUCCUCACAGCAAGAAGGUUUUCUCUUCCUCCCGCAGGAUGAAGGCCUGCAGUCAGUGGGUCUUGUCCUGUCCGUAUUUCCUUUCCUGGGUGUACCCCGCCUGUGGUAGCUGGGAUAGGCUUUAAACCUGUGACCCUGAUAAGGAUAAGUGAAAGAGAUGUUUGUAACAGCAGUUUUUAUGUGCAGUCAUGAAUAUAUAUAUAUAUUAUAAAGAAAUACUGGUGCAGACAAAGUUUUUAGGUCCUUUGAACCAGAAAUUAGACGUACUCUCACUUUGUGUUUUACUUUUAUUUUUGGUAAAAUAGAUUUAAUUAAAAUGGAUUCAUCGAGAUAAAAAACAGAUGACGCCAAUUGUUUUGUGGUUUGAGUUCGCUUUUCCACUCUGGAGGGAAAGGGCACUGCAAAUCAAUACGCAUUUGUUCGGAGUAACUCAUUUUUCUGCUAAAGAAACAUUUUGAUCAUUCCAGAGAUUUGGGAAAUCUGCCAGUGCACACUGAAUUUGUUCUAGCAUCACAUAGUGGCCCAGAGUCUGAGAGCGUUUUGAAUAAUUCUGAGUGUCUGCUUGUCUCAGAUCUAAUUGAAUCAUUGUUCCCAUCUUUUGGUGAAGUGUUUUUAAUUAAAUAGAAACCAAAUGUUUACAGGUACAUGAUGAUGUUGUGAUUGGACUGGUACUUGGCACACACACACUCUCACAGAUGCCGUGGAUUUGGGUUCAGUAUAUUCCCCAAAGAUACAUGCACACUGGAAGUUACUGAGCUAUCUUCUCAUCCCUUCUGUGUUUCUUUACUGUCUUUGGAUUAAUGCAGCAGUUGUAAUGUAACAAAUUCAAGUGUAGAUGAUAAAAUUGAAUGAUGUUAAAACUGAAUAAAUGUGAUGUUUGAAACAAAUACAGUUUAAAAUAAAGGUUUAUGGGCAGUUUAA
Oreochromis niloticus (Nile tilapia) is the source of this 1859-nucleotide messenger RNA. RefSeq names its product CTF8, chromosome transmission fidelity factor 8 homolog (S. cerevisiae) (gene chtf8). NCBI's taxonomy places the organism in Eukaryota, Metazoa, Chordata, Actinopteri, Cichliformes, Cichlidae. The record is from RefSeq and is a predicted model, not a curated record. Gene Ontology annotation, cellular component: Ctf18 RFC-like complex. The coding region runs from base 222 to 632 and encodes 136 amino acids. Gene Ontology annotation, biological process: mitotic sister chromatid cohesion. The transcript has 3 exons.